AUGACAUUUCAUCAUCUUCUAUCUUCUGCAUUCACCAUGCCUUCAACCAAGUCUGCCGCAUUGACCGCUCUGGCGGGCAUCGCCUUUGGCGCGCCGUCCAACAUCACCACGCACUCAAUUGAUCUUAAGCCCGUCUAUACCAACGGCACCGUCAGCGUGGAGCACCUCUCUGUGGCCGGAAACUUUGACGGCUUCAAGAUGAGCACCCCCGCCGCGCGCGGCAGUACCGAUUUCUGGUACUUUGACGUCUUCUCCAGCGCGAGCAACCAGACGCUCAACAUCGUCUUCUUCAACUCGGGCGAACUCUCCCAGUACCCGCACCCGCUGUCUGUUCAGGUCUCUGGCGUAUACGCCAACGGGACCACCUUCUACUUUGAGGUCUUGGCCGACUCGGGCGUCUCCAUCACCAACGGCCCCGCUGGUGUCACGGGCGAGUGGAAGGGCGUUGGCUCUUUCAAGGGCUCGGCUCUGGACGAGCCCGAUAUGGAUAUUUACGGCACCAUUGUCUUCAAAUCGAUCGCCCCCACGCACUACCCAUGCGAGCUCAACGGAGCCGCAGGCGCCAACCAGAACCUCCUCCCGGGCCUGUACUGGGCCAACGCCGUGCCCGGCGCCAACACCGCCGUCGACCUGCAGGUCGGCGACACCACCGUCAGCUUCGCCGACGGCGUCGGCUACCACGACAAGAACUGGGGCAACCAGUCCAUCGUCGACGGGCCCCGCUACUGGGACUGGGGCCGCGGCCGCCUGGGCCCUUGCUCGGUCGUCUGGUACAACCUGCUCGACUACGACGGCAACGAGUCGCGCCGAUCCUUUAAGGGCGGGGAGGCUGCUUGGCCGCCUACCACCGGCCUGCUCGGGACCGAGGGCAUAUCGGUCAACUACACGCUGGCCGACGGGCGGGUCUUCGCCGUCGACGUGACGACCGAGUUGAUCGUGCGGGACGAGUCUGGUGCCUACUAG
Diaporthe citri is the source of this 963-nucleotide messenger RNA. RefSeq lists its product as uncharacterized. The record is from RefSeq and is a predicted model, not a curated record. Lineage: Eukaryota; Fungi; Ascomycota; Sordariomycetes; Diaporthales; Diaporthaceae. The transcript has 4 exons. The coding region runs from base 1 to 963 and encodes 320 amino acids.